AUGCCGACGCUGCUGUUCAUCGUCGGCCCCCCUGGGGCGGCCUCGAUCCACGACCUGUUGACCUGUCUGGCCAAAUUCGACGAGGAUGUCUCCCUUGAAGCAACACCUCAAUUCCUUCGCAUCUCUAGUCUAAACAUCUCCAAAACCACCCAUGCCGCUUUCACGCUCAACUCGUCCUUCUUCGACAGGUACCAUUUCUCCCCCGGUCCGGCUCAGCCACAGCCACAGCCAAAGAUCUGGACCUGCAAGAUCCAGAAUCGGGCUUUACUUGCCAUCUUCAGACGGCGUCUAGGCGACCAGCGGGACCGGGACCGGGACACUGGCCUUGAAACGUGCGAGUGCGAGCUGCAAGCCAAUGCGGACCAAGCAGAGUGUCGAUUGAUCUUUCGACUCAAUUGCCGCCAGGGCGUCGUGAAAACGUACCGACUCUUCUACGAGUCCGCCGAAAUUCUCCAUGCGGCGUUUGACCGGGUCGGAUCGACCAACUAUUGGUCGGUCUCGUCGCGGACGUUGCGUGAUGUCGUGGAAUACUUUGGUCCAAAGACCGACCAGCUGGACUGGUAUUUCCAGAACGGCAAGGUGACAUUUACAAGCUACACGGAGAAGAUCCAAAGUGGAAAGGAAAUCCUCAAACAGCCCAUGCACACGUCUGUGGCCCUCGAAAGAAAAGACUUUGACGACUUCAAUGUCCAGGAAGGCCUCCAUAUCGGCACUAUGGUCAAGGACUUCCGUGCAAUCGUUGCACAUGCCGAAGCUAUGCGGGUUCAGGUCACAGCAAGAUACUCGCGCGGUAACCGACCCAUGCAGAUCACCUACGAAGAGAACGGGCUCCUUGCCGAAUUCACCUUGAUGACCAGAGGCACCACAAACCUGCCCAUCCCUUCCAGUGGAAGCAGAGGCACACCGGCACGAGAUCUGUCCAUGCGUCCAGUGUCUCGUCCGCCUGAGAGCCAGACAGCGACGGCGACGGCGACGGUGGCAGCAGAUUCUUUUGCUACGGCCGCCAGACCUUCGGCGACAGAUGCGAGCAUGCCUCCUCCCGCACGCACCUCCAUGCGACACGGCGAAUCCGCAGCUUCCACGCUGGCAAAACCAAAUUCGACAGAGUCGACGCUGGCACCAGCCGGGAGCAUGAAUCCGAACAGCCUGUUCAUCCCGGCUGACGACGAUGACCUGCAAUGGGACGCACCCAACUUCGAGGAAGAGCCAGACAUUGUGACGUGGGACAACACCGCCGACGACGGGUCGGCAUUGAGCUCCACGCGACGUGUCCGCGAUUCAGCCCUCCAUUCUUGGGCCUCGAUGCAGGAGCAAGAGCGUCGAGCAUCACGGGUGGCGAGGACAGAGAUGGAGAUCCCACACGAGAUCGCGCCGACGCAGCGUCUUUCUCAGGUCCGGGGGAUCUUUGAUUGA
Messenger RNA from Capronia epimyces CBS 606.96, 1413 nucleotides. RefSeq lists its product as uncharacterized. The transcript has 3 exons. Lineage: Eukaryota; Fungi; Ascomycota; Eurotiomycetes; Chaetothyriales; Herpotrichiellaceae. Gene Ontology annotation, cellular component: checkpoint clamp complex. The coding region runs from base 1 to 1413 and encodes 470 amino acids. Gene Ontology annotation, biological process: cellular response to ionizing radiation; DNA repair; mitotic intra-S DNA damage checkpoint signaling. The record is from RefSeq and is a predicted model, not a curated record.